Fomitiporia mediterranea MF3/22 is the source of this 567-nucleotide messenger RNA. RefSeq lists its product as uncharacterized. Lineage: Eukaryota; Fungi; Basidiomycota; Agaricomycetes; Hymenochaetales; Hymenochaetaceae. The annotation marks the transcript as partial. The transcript has 4 exons. The record is from RefSeq and is a predicted model, not a curated record.
AUGGCAGACGACAGCCCAGAACAAGCAACAUCCAGGAAUAGAGUAUCAUUCAGUACGAAAGUGAAACUGUCGGCUGAAGACUCAGAUCCAGAGCCUGAGCCUUCACAGAUAGAGAAAUGGAAAUCAAAAAUAUUCAGGAGAAGCUCCAGUGAUGGCAGUGCUAGUGGCACUGGCAGAUAUUCCCAGGCUCGGAGUAGUAGUGCCCACAGGGAAUCCAAUAACCUAGUGGUGGACGAGGAGUAUGAAGACGACGUUGAAGGGGAAGACGUUGAAGGACAUCAAGAAAUGACUGAGGCCGAGUUUAGAAGACGAAAUCUUGAAAAGGCCUUGAAUGGAGGCAUAAAUGAGUGCCUCCGAUUUCAAACUGGAAAACGUGGAAAGAUAACGAAGACUGGUAACAAAAGCGAUAAACACGAAGUAUGUCUAAAAUUCAAACGAGGUUAUGCAACGUGCUGGUUUGACGAAGAAUGCCGCUUGUUCCUAAAGUAUCUAAAGGCACUAACAAAACACUUUGCCGAAUAUCACGAAAAGGGAAACAUUCCUGAACAGAAAGAACUAAACGAAAGG